UAGAAAACUUGCAAAUGCUUAUUUUUACGCCCAUAGAUAGAGUUUCUCAAGACCGGGGAGAGUCGGUUUAGAGGACGGGGAAAGAAGCUCAUCAAACAGGAAAUCUAGCAAGAAAGAAGGUGAUCAAAUAAGUUACGUAAGAAAGACGUAGCUUAAACAUACUGCGAGAAAAAGAAAACACAGGAAAGCGAGUGUUGUUGUUGUUUUUUUUUUUCUUCACGCACGACUUGGCGAUAAGGAAAAGUAAAACGAACAGUUUGUUUGGAUAACAAGCCCAUCUCACCCCUGAUCGGGGGUGUAGAAUGGAAACGAUCGUCUGUGUCCAGAACCGCAGCGCCACGGCACCAUGAAGAAAGACAUGAGUUUAAACCUGGACGACCAGAACAGCUCUAACCUCAAACCGGAUUUGCGGGACGCGGAAGGUAUACUUAGCUCCCAGGACCUGGGACUCCUAAAACUGGCCUCGCCUGAGCUGGAAAGGCUGAUUAUCCAGUCCAACGGCAUGGUCACGACGACCCCGACCUCGCAGUUCGUCUACCCGAAACCGGUCAGCGACGAGCAGGAGUUCGCAGAAGGUUUCGUGAAAGCCCUGGAGGACCUGCACAAGCAGAACCAGCUGAACGGAGGCGCAGCGACUCUAAACCGCCUCGCAACAGGCGCCGCUCUCGCCUUACCGUCCGACCUUCCGGUCUACACGAACUUGAGCACAUAUGGAAGCGGCGCUCUGGGCACAGCUGUGAACUACUCCACGGACACGAUCCCUUUCCCUCCGCCACCUCCAGCGUCGUCGUCGUCGUCUUCGUCGUCGCCGUCAUCGUCGUCACACGCGAACACGCCGAACGCGCAGCAGCACGCCACGCACGCGCGGAUCCGUUCGCCCAAGGACGAACCGCAGACCGUCCCCGACGUGCAGAGCUUCGGCGACAGUCCACCCCUGUCACCCAUCGACAUGGACACGCAGGAGCGCAUCAAGGCGGAGCGCAAGAAGCUGCGCAACCGCAUCGCCGCCUCCAAGUGCCGCAAGAGGAAGCUGGAGAGGAUCUCGCGCCUGGAGGACAAAGUCAAGACGCUGAAGACGCAAAACAGCGAGCUCGCGUCCACCGCCAGCGUGUUGCGCGAGCAGGUCGCGCAGCUCAAGCAGCGGGUCAUGAACCACGUGAACAACGGCUGCCAGCUGCUGCCUACCCAGGUGCAGGCAUACUGACAAUCCUUUUCACUUUCAGCACAACUGUGCCAAAAAGUGCGGACACUGAUUUUGGUGCUCAUGUAAAUAAGAGACGUUGUGGAUUUUUUUUAAUUAUUAUUAUUAUAAUAAUAGCUAUAUACAUGUUUACACCGUUUUGUAGCAAAUGGAUUGAUAUGAACUCUGAGAAAUAACCCUCCCUGUGGAGCUUUGCUUACAUGCAGAGUUCAUUUCCUGUAUGCAUCUAAUAAAACAUGGCAUAAGAUCAAAAGGGUUCCGAAGAGAUUAGUUGAUUCAGGUGUGUUAUAUGGUUUAAACUAAACAGCAGGAAGGUAGGCCUAAAUUUGUCUUACUGACAACCAGUCUACGACAAUUGCAUUUACACUACUACGUGUCAUAGGUCUGAGACUCUGGGCCUAUCUGAGACAGGAGAAGACUUAAAGCAUCAGCAGUGUUUUUGCAUGAUAAUGAGACAAACUCAAUGAGUGCAACCAAACACAGAUGUCGUGCAUGCACGCUUAAUGUGUAAAGCCUUAACUGUGUACAAAACACUUAUUAACCAAUGACCUUAUCUAAUUUAUAUACAGCUAUUCACACAAUGUCUUAUUUCUUGCUGUUGUGACUUGUCAUUGAUUUACUUGUUUGUUUGUCACAUGUCCGAGUACCGCCUUCAAGAUUUCUUGAGAUACUGUCCAAUAAAAGUGAUCUUGUAUUUGCA
Ictalurus punctatus (channel catfish) is the source of this 1901-nucleotide messenger RNA. It is a transcript of the gene jund, whose product is annotated as JunD proto-oncogene, AP-1 transcription factor subunit. Gene Ontology annotation, cellular component: transcription regulator complex. Gene Ontology annotation, biological process: regulation of cell cycle; regulation of transcription by RNA polymerase II; regulation of cell population proliferation. The transcript has a single exon. Lineage: Eukaryota; Metazoa; Chordata; Actinopteri; Siluriformes; Ictaluridae. Bases 347 to 1204 code for a protein of 285 amino acids. The record is from RefSeq and is a predicted model, not a curated record. Gene Ontology annotation, molecular function: RNA polymerase II cis-regulatory region sequence-specific DNA binding; transcription factor binding; DNA-binding transcription factor activity, RNA polymerase II-specific.